Alosa alosa (allis shad) is the source of this 2072-nucleotide messenger RNA. It is a transcript of the gene ric3b, whose product is annotated as RIC3 acetylcholine receptor chaperone b. The transcript is spliced from 7 exons. Bases 66 to 1145 code for a protein of 359 amino acids. The record is from RefSeq and is a predicted model, not a curated record. Lineage: Eukaryota; Metazoa; Chordata; Actinopteri; Clupeiformes; Clupeidae. Gene Ontology annotation, cellular component: neuron projection; intracellular membrane-bounded organelle; neuronal cell body. Gene Ontology annotation, biological process: protein localization to cell surface; synaptic transmission, cholinergic.
UCCAUCCAAUGACAGGCUACACUGUCCCAUCUCGGCUACUGAUGCGCCUUUGAAGGAAACGGAAAAUGUCGAUGUCAACAUUUCAAAAGGUUACGCUGGUAUCGUGCCUACUGCUCUGCGUGGCUCUGCUCCUUCCCAAAAUGCUCCUGUCGCAAGGCAAAAAUGACAAACAAUCGGAGGGUGGAUCUGGGCAUUUCCCACCCAUGGUACGAAGACAGCUAGCACCUGAAGGACAACGAGCGAACGGUGCACAAUUCUCUCGAGCGCAUAACACUGAAGCUAUUGCCCGUGCCAAGGGUGGAGGAACAGGGGCUGCACCUGGUGGUAAAUCUAGUCUCGCGGGACAGAUUAUCCCCAUCUAUGGAUUUGGAAUCCUUCUUUACAUUCUUUACAUCCUCUUUAAGAUAACAUCAAAAGGGAAAACCUCCAAACCCCCUCAAAGUAGAUUGUCUACUUUGAGAUCAGAGAACAUGAAGAGAAAAAUCACUGACUUUGAGCUGACCCAGCUCCAGGAGAAACUGGAAGAGACAGAGGAUGUGAUGGAAAGGAUAGUUUCCAAGGCAGGCCACAGUCCAGAAAGAACGAUAAAAGGAGUUAGCUCAGAUCAGGAGGAGAGGCUGCUGCUUCAGCUUAAGGAAAUCACCCACAUGAUGAACAAGGGCAGUCUGCUGGAGGGUAUUAUGUCUGAGAAUAAAGCAGAGAGCCCAUGCUCCCAACACCAGGAAGAGUAUCCAGAAGAUCCAUACCCCAGGUCAGAGGGUGGGUGCUGCCAUCAUGGUCACCAUGGCUACCAGCACAUGGGAGAUGAGUGGACAGAGAUGCCAGAGGAUGGGGCGACAACUGACCCACCGGAGGAGAAUGAGGCGCAGAGUACAGGUGGAGUUGAAGACAUCUAUCCUGGGGAAACUGAAGACGCAUAUGGUGCUGCUGCUGACACUGAUGACAUGCUUAGGGAGAACAUGGGAGAGGAGGAUUAUGCUGUACACAGGGAGAGGGAAGAGCUGAUGGAAGAUGAAUAUAAUGUUGAGGAUCAGGUGCUGGAGAUCCAGCAAGUCAUGAAGGACAAGGACUGCUCAGUCUGGACGUCAGUCCUCUCAGAAUAUGACUGCCCAGCUGCCCAGCUCAGAAAGAGGAGCAAGAAGUGACCGAAAAGGAUCUGCUUUUUUUUUUUGGAUGGACCUUGCAUUAUGAAUAUACCUUUAGAGCUUUCCCUUUCACUGUCCCUUCAUAGUCUUCAUUCACACCUCAUUCAACUCUGGCAUGCUUGUGAAGAUAUAGGACAGAAUGUAGCAUUUCUAAAUUCUAACAUCAGGGCUACGCCAGGUGCACAAUUAAAGUGCUUUAUUCGUGGAGUGUAAAAAUAAUUUUAGAAUUAUUAUUUAUUUUUCUCUCAAAUGUACGCACCAAAGAUUUUAGAGCAUAGUGUUCUAGAAUCUUUGGCACGUACUGCUAUCACGCCUGGUAUAGCCAGUUCCAUUGAUUAUAGUGGAAGCUAAAUGUUGCAGUUCAGUGCUUCAGUUAUGUGCCGGGUGUAGCCUGUCUGCAAGGUGUAUGCUCUUGUUUUUGUGGGAAUAUCAAGCUUUUUUGUCAUGGUUGCUGUUUUAAUUUAUUAUGUUUCCCUGAAAUGUUGAAUUAUUAUUGAAUUCGUUGCCCUGUAUGAAUUAUUGUUGUUCAUGAACAUACCAUUUUAAAAAGGGACACUCUCUCAGGGCUUGUUUAAACAUAAUGCUUCCUAAUCGUUCCUUAACAUUUAUUUUCUUUCUGUAUUCCUAAAAAAGGUUGUGAUUUUGAAAACGUAUAAAUACCUAGUCAGUUACUGUGCAAUUUUUUUUUUGUUUAAUCACAUCUUUUUGUUUUUCUUAAGCUUAUAGGUAAUAUUGGGGUUUAGACCCUUGGUUUGCAUGUUGUGAAUAUAAUUUUUUUAAAUUUUUGAACAAAUCACCCCAUACUGUUCGUCAACUAUUGAUAUGCAAAAUACAUUUACGUUUUUUGUUUCCAUAGCACACACGGAAUUCUAUGAAAUUAAACAACUUAAAUUUAACUCUUUAAAUGAAAUAAAUUCUUUAAAUUCC